AUGGAACAAACUUGGCUUGAAAAAGCGAUAAGAAAAAAACACAUUAAUUUCCAUAAAUAUGGAGAUUUUGAAAAUAUUGAAAUUAUUGGUAGUGGAGCAUAUGGAAGAGUUUCAAAGGCUGAAUGGGUCAAUCGUGAUAUGUGUAUUGCUAUAAAAAGCAUUAAAGUGUUUUCCAAUGCUGAUGAAGAUAUUUGGAAAAAUUUUAUAAAAGAAUUAAAAAAUCAGCGAAAGGUUGAUUACCAUAAAAAUAUAAUUAGGUUUUAUGGAAUUAGUAAAGAUCCAACGCUCGGCGAGUAUUUAAUGAUUCUCGAGUAUGCGAAUCAAGGUACUUUGCGCAAUUAUUUACAAACCCCAGAUAGAAUAAAGAACUGGAGCAUUAAAUCUAAAUUUGCGAAAGAACUAACAAGCGGAAUGAAAUGUUUACAUGAAGAGGGAAUAAUUCAUCGAGAUUUACACUCGGACAACGUUUUAGUUCAUGAUCAUACUAUCAAAAUAGCUGAUUUAGGUUUGUCAAAACAACUCGCUGAAAUGUCACAUGGAAUAAACGAGAUUAAAGGAGUCGUACCUUACAUUGAUCCACAAGCAUUAAAAAAUAACGAAUACAAACUAGACAAAAAAUCAGAUGUGUAUAGCGUAGGAGUUUUGCUUUGGGAGAUAUCAAGUGAACGUCCUCCUUUUGAAAAGUCAACAAAUAAAGUAUCUACAAUGUUAUCAAUUGUGACUGGGAAUAGAGAACAGCCAGUGACUAAUACUCCCUUAGAAUAUCAAUCUUUAUACAUAAAAUGUUGGGACGAUGAUCCAAAAAAAAGACCAUCAAUGAAAGAUGUUUCUGAGAAAUUAAAGAAAAUGAACCUUAAUCAUAAAUCACAACUACCAUCACAAUCAUUUUGCUUGACACCAAGUAUAUCAAGUGAUAAAAUAACGAGUUCAUCAUCUAGUUAUAUUAAUGAUUUUAGUGUAUCUAUUUCAGAUGAAUUAGAAGAAAUUAAAAAAAUGGCGGAUGAUAAAAUCAAUAAUAAAGAAAAUAAUAAUACACAAGGUUCUAAGGAAGAUAAUGAAAAAAUUAUUAUAUCGGAAGAAGAUGAAAAAUUUUUAAAUAUUUUAGUCACAAUUUUUGUGAAUAGUAUAAAUAAUGGUGAUGAAUAUUAUCAAACAGCAAUAAGUCUUUUUUGUUUUAUUGAAGAAAAUAAUAAAGAUCCUACUGAUAUCCUAAAACUAUUAAAUUUAACUCAAGCAAUCGAACAUCAUUCAUGUAUUAUUGGACUAUGUUACCUAUGUGGUUAUGGAACUGUCCUGGAUAAAACUCAUGCGUUUAACUUUUUCAAAACAUCUGUUGAAAAUGGUAAUUCAAUGGGUUAUUAUUUUCUUGGACAAUGUUAUUUAUUAGGAAUGGGAACAAACGUGAAUUUAAAAAUGGCAUACUCAUCAUUUUUGAAAUCAGUUGAAAGUGAAAACAUUGCAGGAAAAUGUUUACUUGGUUAUUGUUAUCAAAUGGGAUUUGGUACUGAAAAAGAUGAUGAAAAAGCUGUAGAAUGGUAUCAAAAAUCAGUCCAAGAAGAUAAUUCUAUGGCGAUGUGUAAUCUUGCAUAUUGUUAUCAAUAUGGAAUUUAUCUAGAACAAAAUUAUGAUUUGGCUUUUGAUUUAUAUCAAAUGUCAGCCAAUGCUGAAAAUUCUAUGGGCCAAUAUUAUCUUGGGUGUUGUUAUCAAGAGGGAAUUGCAAUAACUAAAGAUGUACUUAAAGCAUUUGAAUUAUUUGACAAAUCAGCUAGGGCAGAUAAUAAAUUGGCACAAUGUAAAAUUGGUUUAUGUUAUCAAUAUGGUAAAGGAACUCCAAAAGAUGAAGAAAAAGCCUUUAUUUGGUAUCGGAAAUCGGCAGAAGCUGGUAAUAUUAUAGCUAAAAAUCAAUUAGCGUAUUGUUAUAGUACAGGAUUAGGUGUUAAAAAGGAUGAAACAAAAGCUUUUAAAUGGUUCAAAGAAUCUGCUGGGGGAGGACAUGUAUCAGCACAAUACAAUCUUGGAGUGUAUUAUAAUUUUGGUAUUGGAACCAAAACUGAUAAAGUGCAGGCAAAAUUGUGGUAUGAGAUUGCUAUUGAAGGUGGACACGAUGGUGCAAAAGAUAGAUUAAAAAAAUUAUUAUCGGUUAAGUAA
Messenger RNA from Rhizophagus irregularis DAOM 181602=DAOM 197198, 2148 nucleotides. RefSeq lists its product as uncharacterized. Gene Ontology annotation, molecular function: protein kinase activity; protein binding; ATP binding. Gene Ontology annotation, biological process: protein phosphorylation. NCBI's taxonomy places the organism in Eukaryota, Fungi, Glomeromycota, Glomeromycetes, Glomerales, Glomeraceae. The record is from RefSeq and is a predicted model, not a curated record.